AAUCCAUAUAACUGCAUUGCUUCCAUAUAUCCCAAGCCUUAUAACUUCAUUUCUUCCAUAUAUCCCAAGGGAGUAAGAAGCGAGAGGGAGGAAGGUUUGAGCUCCACAGAGAUCGAGAAGCUGCGGAAUGGGGAACAGCAGUUCUGUUAACUUGCCAGUAAUGGAGCAGGGUGCACCUAGGAGCAAAUCUAUGGUGGGAUUGAACAAAUGUAUUGUUUCUCUCAUCACCAUCGUUGGCUUUUGCCUGCAAUUGAAAUUUGCAAAUUCAUCUCCAGACUACAACAGUACAUUAUUGAUGAGGCUGUUUGUUAUCGACGUCUCGGCUUACUUCGGGUCAAUAGGUGUCAUGAUAAUCCAAAAUGAUCACGGUACAGUAGACUUUCGUAAAUUCAUGAAUAGGAUUAUCAUCAUGUUGGGAACUCUGGUUUUCACUUUAGAGCUGCUCAUCCUCUUUCCACCUUUUGGUUGGCUCGUUCUCUUCAUCUGGAGCAUCUGUUUUGUUAGUGUUGCGAGCAAGUCAUACCAAUACUUGAAAACAUUAUGUGAAAGUGGAGUCUCAGCUCUUGUUCUAGCCAUUGGUGAAUUGAAAGAGAAGCUAAUUGAUAUGCCGCUGGACUGA
Molecule: messenger RNA, 619 nt
Organism: Fragaria vesca subsp. vesca
Lineage: Eukaryota; Viridiplantae; Streptophyta; Magnoliopsida; Rosales; Rosaceae
Exons: 3
Coding region: 128-619 (163 amino acids)
Source: RefSeq, a predicted model, not a curated record